Neoarthrinium moseri is the source of this 3171-nucleotide messenger RNA. RefSeq lists its product as uncharacterized. The transcript has 5 exons. The coding region runs from base 1 to 3171 and encodes 1056 amino acids. Gene Ontology annotation, molecular function: DNA binding; DNA clamp loader activity; ATP hydrolysis activity. Gene Ontology annotation, cellular component: nucleus; DNA replication factor C complex. Lineage: Eukaryota; Fungi; Ascomycota; Sordariomycetes; Amphisphaeriales; Apiosporaceae. Gene Ontology annotation, biological process: DNA repair; DNA replication. The record is from RefSeq and is a predicted model, not a curated record.
AUGCCCGACAUUCGCUCGUUUUUUGGCCCCAAGGGAGGCGCUGCCCCGGCUGCCCCGAAGCCAGCACCAAAAAAGACCGAGGAUGAAUCCUCAAAACGUCGAGGCAAGGGUCGCAAGGUCAUCGAAGAUGACAGUGACGAUGAGGUUAUAGAGACCAAGAAGCCGGCCACGCGAAGCACGCCCCGGAAGAAGGCAGCAGAGAAAGAGCCUCAGGGCACAGCCACUACAGCAAGCGAAUAUUUUUCUUCGGGAAAAUCUAAACCCAAGCCUGCCACCAAGACCGAACCCAAGUCACCAGCUGCAACCAAGUUGGAAGUGCGAUCCAGUCCAAGAACCUCCAAGAAACCGGCAGCUCCCGCCAAGCCAGAGCCGGCACCUGCGAGGAACGGAGCAGCAGGUGCAAAGAAACGAUCCACAACUACGCUGCAGAAGUACGACCUAGAUGACGAUGACGACGCAUUCGUAGAUGGCGAUGAAGACGCUGGUGAUGACAUAUUCGCCGCCGAUGCCCGAAGCCGCAACAAGAGAAAGAACGAUGAUUACGUUGAGGAGGAGAGCGAGGAAGAGUUUCUCCCCAAACCGAAACGUAUUGCUUCGCGGGGAAAGCCUCUGCCCGAUGACGAUGAUGACGAUGACGACAAGCCUGUUGCUCCCAAGUCCACCAAGAACGCGAAAUCUGCAGGCGCUGGCAAGAAGAGAAAGACGCCGGAGGCUGAAUCUGAUGAGGAUGAGAUACCCGUGUCACGCAAGAAGCCGGCUCCUAAGAAGCCCAGAGCACCGCCGAAAUCUAAGAAGACCGAUGAGCCUGAAGACACCUCUAUCCAAGCCAUCUUGGAUGACAUCCCUACCGUCAGACCGCCAUCACCCCCGGCGAAGGAUCCCGAUGCUCCAAAGUUUGAUUGGAGAAAGGCACAAGCUGGCGGAGGCAACUCCGGGCCUCCUCCUAACCCGACGGCUGAGCUGCCAGAAGGCGAAGAAGACUGCCUGGCUGGUCUGACCUUCGUCUUCACCGGGCAGUUGCAAACGAUUGCUCGUGAGGAUGCCCAGGCUCUGGUGAAGCGCUACGGCGGCAAAAUCACUGGUGCUCCAAGCAGCAAGACCAGCUACGUCGUACUUGGAGGCGAUGCGGGACCCAGCAAAUUGGCCAAAAUCCGCGACCACGGCAUCAAGACCAUCGAUGAGAAUGGCUUGUUUGAGCUCAUUCGUCGUCUCCCUGCUAGUGGUGGCAGCGGCAAGGGUGCUGAGAAGCUGCGGGAGAAGCGCAAGGCGGAAGAGGAGAAGAUCAAGAAGGAGGCUGCCGAGAUGGAAAAAGAAGAGAAGGCUCGAAAGCUGGAAGCCGAGAAAGCUCGCAAACUGGCGGCUGCUCGAGGUGCAACCGGACCAACCCCCGCCGCGGCAGCUCCUACCUCGCAGCUCUGGACUGUGAAAUACGCACCAACCCAGGCAAGCCACAUCUGCGGAAACAAGGCUGCUGUGGAGAAGAUCCAGAAUUGGUUGAAGAACUGGUCAAAGUCACGCAGAUACGAUUUUCAGAAACGCGGUGCAGAUGGUAUGGGCGGAUACCGUGCCAUCAUUAUAUCAGGGCCACCAGGCAUCGGCAAGACCACCGCAGCACAUCUUGCAGCGAAGCUGGAAGGCUGGGAUAUCUUGGAACAAAAUGCCAGUGACGCUCGAAGCAAGAAAAUGGUGGAAUCUGGUGUUAGUGAAGUCAUGAAUAAUACCUCACUCGCUGGAUACUUCGCCGGUGACGGGAAAAAGGUUGACACCACCAAAAAGAAGCUUGUCCUCAUCAUGGAUGAGGUUGAUGGCAUGUCGGCAGGUGAUCGCGGAGGCGUUGGUGCUCUCGCCAAGUUUUGCAAGAAGACCGAGGUCCCGCUGAUCCUCAUCUGCAACGAACGCAGACUCCCUAAGAUGAAACCUUUCGACUUCGUCGCUGCUGACGUCAAGUUCCAGCGGCCGACUGUUGACCAGAUUCGAUCGCGCAUGAUGACAGUCUGUCACAGGGAGGGUAUGAAACUAUCGCCGCAAGUCCUCGAGGCUCUCAUCGAGGGCAGCAACAGGGACAUCCGACAGAUCAUCAACAUGCUUUCCACCAUCAAGCUGGACCAGGCUGCCAUGGACUACGAUUCGAGUAAGAACAUGUCCAAGGCGUGGGAGAAGUCCAUCGUCCUCAAGCCUUGGGAUAUCUGUCAGAAGAUGCUCGCGGGCGGUCUUUUCUCCCAGGCCAGCAAGGCAACCCUGAAUGACAAGAUCGAGCUAUACUUCAAUGAUCAUGAAUUCAGCUAUCUCAUGAUCCAGGAGAACUAUCUUCGAACGAAGCCGGCAGCAUUGAAUGCGAACCAUUACAAUAAGCGGGAACAAAAUCUCAAAGCUCUGGAGCUUGCCGACCAAGCAGCUGAAAGUAUCAGCGACGGCGAUCUGGUAGACCGCAUGAUUCAUGGCCCUCAGCAACAAUGGAGCUUGAUGCCUACCCACGCAAUCUUCAGUACUGUUCGGCCCUCGAGCUUCGUAGCUGGGCAGCUCCUUGGAUCCAACUUUACAUCUUGGCUGGGCAAUAACAGCAAAUACGGCAAGUUGGGCAGGUACAUUCGUGAGAUUCAUUCGCACAUGCGACUGCGUUCUUCAGGAGACGCGAACGAAAUCCGCCAGCAAUAUCUGCCAGUGCUCUGGAACCAGACCGUGAAGCGCUUGGCCGUCGAAGGCAAGGAGUCAGUUGACGAUGUUAUCGAUCUCAUGGACAGCUACUUCCUCACACGAGAGGACUUCGAUUCCAUUAAGGAGCUUGGUGUUGGUCCGCAGAACGAAGAACUGGUCAGUAUCGAGACUCAAACCAAGUCAACUUUCACCAGACUUUACAACGCGAAAACACAUCCAAUCCCCUUCAUGAAGGCAAGCAAUGUUGGCCCCGCUCCGAAGAAGGCUGCCAAAGACGUACCGGAUCUCGAGGAGGCAAUUGAGGAAGAGGAUGAGGGCGAGGCCGUUGAAGCCGCCGAGGCAGUUGAGGAUGAAGACGAUAUCAAGGGCGAUAAGUACAUCAAGCAGCCGAAAGCAAAGCCCAAGAAAGCUGCAAAGAAGGCGAAAGCUGCUGAUGAUGAAGAUGACGAAGAUGAUGAGAAGCCCAAGGCUCGUGGACGAGCGAAAGGUGGCGCCAAGGGCAAAGCAAAGAAAUAG